ACUAUAUUUGAUAUACCCCCACCAGCUUCAAAUUCCUCUGAGCAGCUAGAGAAACCAGCUGACAGUGAGAAAAAGCAGCAGGCAGCCGCUGUGGUGAGGAGAGAGAGAGAGAGAGAGAGAGAGAGAGAGAGAGAGAGAGAGAGAGAGAGAGAGAGAGAGAGAGAAAAAUAAAUAACAGAUAAUUAGAUCCAGUUGAGAUAGUGGGCGGAUCAAGAUAAGGCAGUUAUAGAAGGCACCCCUAUCCUGUAGACAAAAUAACUAUCCUAUUAUUAAAUGUGUUUCCUUACAGAGACACCAGCCAGACAAUAUCUACAAAUUGUCAAGUGUGAUCUCACAUCUGGGAGACAACAUGUAUACAGGCCACUACAUCAGUGAUGUUUUGGACAGCCGUGGCAGUGGGUGGCUCUGCCUGGAUGACGCACAUGUCUUGAGGACAGAUGAGGCCACUGUGCUGAAGGCGAUUGCACAGACUGCCUACAUCCUGUUCUAUGUCUGCAGUGGAGCAGGUGAAGGAGACCAGGCCCCUCACUACCAGGAGAAGCACCAGGAGAACCCAUCAUUAAACUCAGGGAGAGGCACAGCGCUCAGGGACCACCUGGAGUAGCACGUACCACACACCAAGAAACAGAUUCAUCGAAUUAGGCUGCCCUACACCACCAUCAACUGCCUUAGACCACCAUCAAGCUGCCUUAGACCACCAUCAGGCUGCCCUACACCACCAUCAAGCUGCCCUAGACCACCAUCAGACUGCCCUACACCACCAUCAAGCUGCCCUAGACCACCAUCAAGCUGCC
Messenger RNA from Oncorhynchus nerka (sockeye salmon), 794 nucleotides. Its product is annotated as ubiquitin carboxyl-terminal hydrolase 37-like. NCBI's taxonomy places the organism in Eukaryota, Metazoa, Chordata, Actinopteri, Salmoniformes, Salmonidae. The coding region runs from base 350 to 604 and encodes 84 amino acids. The record is from RefSeq and is a predicted model, not a curated record. The transcript has 3 exons. Gene Ontology annotation, molecular function: cysteine-type deubiquitinase activity. Gene Ontology annotation, biological process: protein deubiquitination.